Molecule: messenger RNA, 1254 nt
Organism: Marasmius oreades (fairy-ring Marasmius)
Lineage: Eukaryota; Fungi; Basidiomycota; Agaricomycetes; Agaricales; Marasmiaceae
Exons: 7
Coding region: 33-926 (297 amino acids)
Source: RefSeq, a predicted model, not a curated record
CAAAGAACCAAAACUUGGCAACGUAACAUACCAUGUCUCUUCCUGAUUAUAGUGGGUUCAAGGAAAUUAAAGUUCAGCUCGACAGCGGGGUCCUUGUCGUCACAAUUGACCGAGCAACGAAGCGCAACACUUUCAUUGACGCUCUGGGAGCCGACCUCAAGAACGUAUUCGAGUUUGCAGACAAAGAUGAACGUGUUCGUGUGGUCAUUUUGACUGCUGAAGAUACAGCUCCUGCCUACUGCUCUGGUGCUGAUAUAUCUGGCGGAUGGUCUGGAUUAUUCGCGAAAGAUGAUGAUGAGGAAGGCGAGUUAGCUCAUAGAGACGGUGGAGGACAGGUAUCAAUGGUCAUAUACAACUGUCGGAAGAUUACUAUUGCUGCGGUUAAUGGUCACGCCGCCGGCGUCGGAGUAACCGCUCUUCAGUUGCCCUUCGACCUGAGGUUUGUUUGGGCUGGCGCUAAACAAUCAUUACCGUUCAUCCGCCGUGGAAUCGCUCCAGAAGCGGGCUCCACCUACCUUCUUCCCCGCCUGAUUGGCCAUUCUCGAGCCAAUUCCCUUCUUCUGACUGGUGGAACCUAUCUUCCCAACUCUCCUCUACUUGAAAAUUUAUAUCACGAAAUUUUACCUACCCGCGAGGAAGUUUUCCCUAAAGCUCUUGCGCUCGCCAAGGAACUUGCUGUUCACGCGUCUCCCAAAUCCGUCAGGUACACUAAAGGGUUGCUCCAACACGGUGGAGAAAGCAUCGAAGAGAGCCAUCUUUUGGAUUCGAGAGCGAUCCGAAUUCUUGCGGCGAGUCCCGAUGCUGCAGAGGGAGCCAAGUCAUUCUUUGAACGCCGACCUCCACAGUUCGAAUCCAAACCCUCCAAAGACUCGUGGUAUCCUUGGUGGAGAAGUGUGGAUGUCAAAUACCGGAAGACGAAACUCUAAGAAUGAUUUUAAUCAGAAAGCUGGUAUCUCGAGCUGUAAAACUACCGGUUUCAUUAUUCUGUUAUCAUUCACCAUCCCGAGUCUUCAGAGCGCGCGGUGAUUUCAAGUUUGCAAACGCGCUGACCUGGUUACUCAGAGCGCCAAGAGACGUUCAGUUGUCAUACAUACAUGGAAUCUUCGUAUGUUCGAUCGUUGAUAUGAGACCCAUAUACCUACCUUGAAUGGGACAGUCCCUUUCAAAUUUCUGCCAAUGGUGAGUUGUCGAAAUCCAAGAUAGAUAGAUAGAUAGAAAGUAAAGUUAGGAACCUUGUGUCACGAUCUAGCCCAG